Molecule: messenger RNA, 5249 nt
Organism: Manduca sexta (tobacco hornworm)
Lineage: Eukaryota; Metazoa; Arthropoda; Insecta; Lepidoptera; Sphingidae
Gene: Sarm
Product: NAD(+) hydrolase sarm1
Exons: 13
Coding region: 57-4073 (1338 amino acids)
Biological process (GO): response to axon injury; negative regulation of MyD88-independent toll-like receptor signaling pathway; signal transduction
Cellular component (GO): dendrite
Molecular function (GO): NAD+ nucleosidase activity; signaling adaptor activity; protein binding
Source: RefSeq, a predicted model, not a curated record
AGAUCCUGUCAGUUCUACACGUGGGAAGCAUACGGCAUAAGGCACGAGCGAGCGCCAUGCGACGCAAAGAUCCCAACCCGUCCAACGCCGGGCGUGGGAAAAGCCUGGUAUCCAUAAGAACUUGUCAGCAGCAACAACGCAAAAUGCAACUUUCCAGGAACAUAUUGCCGAGGAGUUACUCAUCGCCGGCUCCUCAAAAUGAACCAGAGUGCGCAUCACCUGCUCAGAGCAAAAGUUACGUCAUGAGAAGCUACUCAUCCCCGGAUUCGAAGCAGUCGGACUACAGACGCAACUCCGACUCAUUUUACCGGCCUAAAUCACACGGCUCUCGAAGCGAGCUGGACUCCGAUCUAGAGAAUUUCGAGCAAUUUGAAGAAUGCUUCAUCGAUAUAGAUGCAGAUCAAGAUGACGCUGUGGGCCAGUACAGAAGCAGCCCUGAGAAAGAUGAGCCGAAACGAGUGAUGACAACCCUGCUUCCAGGAAGCGGACUGCAGAGAAUUUCUUUGAGACCUAUUUCAACUUCGAGUUCUACUCAAACAAUGCAUGGCGCUCGUGACAUGAAGAAAAUUCAAAAAGACGAAUCAAAAGCAACUCGUCUGAACUUCCGACCUCUGGUCGUGAAUAUGCCUGCACGCCAUAUGCUUUCCGACAAUGAGCCCACGUCUCCAGGAGUUGAGGAGUUGCAGUCAUCUCCUCAACUGGAGAUGGAAACUUCAGAACUAGAGAGAGAGAUGACCAACGCCGAGCAGCAGUUGGAAAAAGGCGUCGCCAUAGCAACAGAAGAAAGCGACGCUGAUACGGUACGUUCAGAGGAAUCCCUUCUUACUCAAGAGAAAACUUCAAAGGGUGCACGAUGGAUACCCGAAUUCUCCCUCGAUGGAAGCAACAGUUUGAAACAUAACGGUAGCGCCAAGGAUUUAGCGUCCGUCAUGGAGAACUUAAAGAAGGGCAGUCUGGUGUCUCGCCAGAACCAGCUCAAUACACAAGUCACCAGCUCCUCUACACAACAGAUGGUUUCCAGCACGACAUCGAGCAGCACAGCUUCAAGCCAACGUUUGCAGAGCUCAUCGCAGCGACUGCAACACAUGACAGCUUCAGAAAUGAAGGCCAGCUCUAUGAAGUCCGAUCUUUCAGAGCUGAAAAGCUCUAUUUCGGAAAUGAAGAAUUUGAGCAGUUCAGCAGCUAAGAACUUCGGACAACGACUAAGAAGUUCAAUGGAAAACAUAGUUGAUCAAGAUGAUUUGGGUGAACGGCAUUUGCCCGAUAUUCGGGAUCUCAGUGAAAUGGGCGAUAUUGGUGACAUGGGUGAUAUGGGAGAACUCCAAAACGAUGGUCCACUAGUUACGUUCCCCGAGUCUGACACGCCACCUCCCGUCACAGAAAAACCAUCAUUAUUAGCUGGUAACACAGUGGCAGUGGGUUCAAGCGCCGCCAACGAACUGAAGUACAGUGCUGCUAGGGUGACAUCUGCUAGCUCGACGCGUGUUGUGGCCGACGGAUACAGUGCAUCCCGAUCGGCCGCUAACAGCGCGAGGAUGCGCCGCCUGCAACACGGUGACCUGCAAUACGCCGAGAGGAGCGCUGCAGGAGCUUCGCACAGAAUGCUGCAAGCGGAAGGACUCACUGCCGAACAAAACGCCGCCUAUUUACAAGAACAGCGGUCGCUCAAGGCUGGAGAAGUGACGGCACAGGAAGCGAACAAUAUGUCUGCGUCCAGUUCCAGGCUUCAAACAGAAGCGUUUAGCGCUGAGAAGAAAGCCAUGGCUUCGGCUCAAGCGCGCCAAACUGUCACGUCCAGUGGCAUGUACACCCACAAGGAACACUCCUCAGUGGCACAAUCAAAUAUGACAAUCUCAAGCAAAAACCUAUCUACCAAAUCUACACUACUCUCUUCACAGAUGAGCCAGUUACUCAACGGUACAAUCAAGCCGGGCGACGAAGAUCUUACUAAUUUAAGUUUUGAUGAUUUAGACAAGCUUAAUGCAAAUUCAAACCAAAAAGAUGUAGACAUGGCAAUACAAAAAUAUUCAUCACGAAUGAACGCCUUCAUAACUUCCAUUAAAAAUAAUCAAAUUGACAUGAAAAAUGCGUCCGUUCAUUUUAACAAAUUGAAUGAAAUGUUAAGGAGAGCGUGGGCCGUGCCCACGUACGGACAUGAGCUAGGCUAUUCCCUUUGCAACACACUAAGGGCGUCCGGCGGGCUGGAUAUUUUGAUGGCAAACUGCCUGGAGUCCAGUAAUCCAGAGUUACAGUUUUCUUCAGCAAAACUUCUCGAACAAUGCCUCACGACUGAAAAUAGAGCGCACGUGGUACAAAACGGUCUGGAAAAAGUUGUUAAUGUAGCCUGUGUUUGUACGAAACAUGCAAAUUCAGUGGAUCAUUCUCGAGUUGGCACUGGAAUUUUGGAACAUCUAUUCAAACACAGUGAAAGUACCUGCGGCGACGUGAUCAAACUUGGAGGCUUAGACGCUGUUCUAUUUGAAUGUAGAAAGAACGACGUGGAAACGUUGAGGCAUUGUGCUACAGCGCUUGCUAACUUAUCAUUGUAUGGUGGAGCUGAAAACCAAGAAGCCAUGAUUAAGAGGAAAGUACCUAUGUGGUUAUUCCCUCUGGCUUUCCAUAACGACGACAACAUUAAGUACUACGCCUGCUUGGCAAUCGCUGUUUUAGUUGCAAACAAAGAAAUUGAAGCUGCCGUGCUCAAAUCUGGUACUUUAGAUUUAGUAGAGCCGUUCGUAACGUCGCAUAAUCCUUCGGAAUUUGCGCGAUCAAAUCUCGCACAUGCUCACGGUCAGAGCAAGAACUGGUUGAAGAGAUUAGUUCCAGUUUUAAGUUCAAAAAGAGAGGAAGCCAGAAAUCUCGCCGCUUUCCAUUUCUGUAUGGAGGCUGGUAUCAAAAAGCAACAAGGCAACACCGAAAUCUUCAGGGAAAUAGGAGCUAUAGAAUCUCUGAAGAAAGUAGCGAGUUGUCCAAACGCCGUGGCAUCCAAGUAUGCCGCUCAAGCGCUACGGCUUAUCGGCGAAGAGGUGCCCCACAAACUGUCACAACAGGUUCCACUGUGGUCCAUUGAAGAUGUACGCGAGUGGGUUAAGCAAAUAGGCUUCUCCGAAUACGCAAACAACUUUUACGAGAGUAGAGUUGAUGGAGAUUUACUACUGCAGAUAACCGAAACAAACUUGAAGGAAGACAUCGGUUUACAAAAUGGAAUCAAACGAAAAAGAUUCACGCGAGAACUUCAGCAACUAAAGAAAAUGGCGGAUUACUCAUCGCGCGACACUGGUAGUUUGAAUGAGUUCUUGCAGAGCAUCGGACCAGAAUACACCAUCUACACAUACUCCAUGCUAAACGCGGGCGUGGACAAGGAAUCUAUUCGUGGCCUCAGCGACGAACAACUGGACACCGAGUGCCAUAUCACUAAUAGCAUACAUAGGUUACGGAUCUUAAAUGCUAUUAGAGCUUAUGAGAGCAGUUUGCCAAGUAAAGGCGAAGAAAAUAUGGAGAAGAAUUUGGACGUAUUCGUUAGUUAUAGAAGAUCUAAUGGAUCUCAGCUGGCCAGUCUACUGAAGGUGCACUUGCAAUUGCGAGGCUUCACGGUGUUUAUCGACGUGGAGCGGCUGGAAGCUGGCAAGUUUGACAACAACCUGCUACAGAGUAUAAGGCAGGCAAAACAUUUUUUGUUGGUCCUCACGCCGAAUGCAUUGGAUAGAUGCAAAAACGACCAUGAAAGGAAAGACUGGGUUCAUCGAGAAAUAGUAGCGGCGUUGCAAUCUCAAUGCAAUAUUGUGCCGAUUAUCGACAAUUUCGAAUGGCCGAAAGCUGAAGAGCUUCCCGAAGACAUGCGGGCCGUGUGUCACUUCAACGGUGUCAGGUGGAUCCACGAUUACCAAGAUGCUUGCGUCGAAAAACUAGAGAGUUUCCUUCGAGGCAAAUCAAACCUUGCAAAUCGUUUGGAAGGACCAUUGCGGGGCCGCGGCGAGGUGCCGACGCCUGGCACCGGCGCCAUCGGCCGCGGCCCACCUAACUACCAACGGAUGGCCUCCUGUGAGAGCCGGGGCAGCGACAAAACGGAUUGACUAGAGCCGCUCAUACACACACUGCCACCUGUUAGACCACGAAGAAGCCGCCAAUCGUCCCUUGAUAAAGCUUCGCCUGCAUCCUCACAAAGCUGUGAACAAUUAUCUAGUAGUAGUAACACAUCUAAGAACGCUUCUCCUGAGAAAUCACUAUACAGCUUACCGGAAAGGUUGUCCGAAAGUAGCGAUAGGUUAGACACAAACGAAGUGGAGAAAACUUCGCGCCGAUGCCGUAGCUGUGAAGGUAUAUUGGAAGCAGAGGAGUCGCACACACCACUUUCUUUGCCUACACCCUUAGACGCCGCCACGCAAACAAAGAGGAAGAAGAAUUUCAUGGACAGAUGUGUGAACAAAGUGAGACUGUGCUGAUGUUUGGUGCAGAGGUUUAAACAAAACGGGAAAGCGAACGCUUGCAGAGUGUGUAAGCCACAUGACUGCCUUAUUGGACUCUAAUUGCAUAUUUAUGUGGAUCUUAUUGUAAAGUACAAAUGUGUGCACAUGUAUAUAUAUUGUGUAUGCCUAUAAUUAUAAAUUAAAUGUGUCUAAGCACAUAAUAAUUGGUAAUCUAAUAAGAUUGUAAUCUCAAUGAGUGCCUGUGAAAGAUAUUGCUGAUGUUAUGUGAGAUGUGACUGCUACCCUGCCGUGUUUGAAGAGCAUCGCAUGAGGUGGUUCGUACAAUAUAAAAUGGCCAGUUUGCUAUUAAAUGUAGUAUGGCAAAUUGCUUAAUAUUUCCUCGACUUUGGCAAUAUAUUAUCUCUCUAUCUCUUCACUCUCUAUAAACUUGCAAAGAAUUUAUGGAUGUAGGUACCUAUAUUUUUUUUUUAAUAUCUUGCCAAUAAAGUAUUGUAAAAUGAGAAAUCAUACAAAGUUAUAAUUUGCAUAAUAUGUGAUAGUUUAGAUCUUCUAGAAAGUAUGAAAUAUUUAAAAAUGGAAUCACUUAAAACGUUGAAAUCUUGCUAGUGCCUGUCUUAUUUAUUCCUUAAUUAUUGUCCUUUUACUUCCAAUGUGAAUUAUAUGUAUCAUUGAGAAUUGUACAAAAUUUUACCAUAAACAUAGUCUGUUAAUUUUAUAGUGAUUCAUUUUAUUAGUUAACCAUAAAGAUAAUGAAUUCUAUCAACAUAAUAUAUGUAUUUAUAUAAUAGCUCUAACCACAAAAUAAAUGGUAUUAUUAUAACA